AUGCCAAUUCGGCGACCGAAGCCCUCCUCUCAAAACCAGAGCAAUAAUGUGAUGGCACAGUCAACCGUCAGCAAAUUACCUGAAACGCUGAAUUAUCGCCACCUUGAUCGUCCCUUAACCCUCUUAGGAGCCACCAGAGGAGUCAAACGGACCAGGGCUGACCAAUGCCGAUCUUAUGUCGGCAGUCAACCCGAUGCACUACUACACGGCUGUGUCACACCCCUAUCUCCAAAAUAUGGGGCCAAAUGUGAAUCACCAUCUUCAAGCGAUCAGUCUGAAGGUGAAAGCAUUGAUCUUUGGGAACAGAGCCAGUUCCUGACUGAUGUGCUUGAGGAUCAGAGACACAAAAUAAAGACACAAGCACUCGAGCUCUUUAUGGAGUGGAGAGCAGAAACAAAAUACAUUGCACCGCGGGAGGAUAGACUGCCCCCUCGAAAAAGGUGCAAAACAUCAUCUGGGCAGUCAAUUUACACACAAGCAGAAGAUGAAGUUGACAUCAGCGAUGAGGAGCUGGUAGUGGUUUCUCAACCCGCUCGCACAAAAUUAUUCCUUCAUCUUGCUUGCCCCUUUCAGAUCUUCGCGCCAGACGAAUAUCAAAAGUGUCUGCUCAAGGAUGAUCUGCAAUCUAUCGAAGAACUAAAAGAACACCUCUUUCGAUGCCAUUCACGCCCAAUUCACUGCUUGAUCUGCUACAGGACAUUCGACACGCUGAUCCAACGUGAUGACCACGUAUUGAGCGAAACGUGCCAGAAGCGCGAUGUAGGUCCUUCAUAUGGUCUCAAUGAGAGCCAAAAGUCAAAGUUGAUUCGAGGAGACUCUUGGCACUUCGGUGAAAGGAGACGUUGGUAUUGUAUUUGGUCUGUCAUUUUCCCUGGAUCAAAGAACCCACCCUCUCCGUAUCUGGAUCGAGGCUUGGGAUUGAGUAUCUCCAUGAUGCGGGAUUUCUGGGAGUUAUAUGGGUCUCAAUGUGUCUCUGAUUGUCUUGAGCACGAGGAGUUGACAGAUGACCAGGGCGAGAGUGUUCAGCGUGUUUUGUACGAGCUAGCACUCGAGGAUUUACUGGGUGAGAUGAUACAAGAGGACGAUGAUCUUGUCUUUCUGAAUGAAGAGUAG
Fusarium sp. VM40 is the source of this 1113-nucleotide messenger RNA. The record is from the annotation of a GenBank genome assembly. NCBI's taxonomy places the organism in Eukaryota, Fungi, Ascomycota, Sordariomycetes, Hypocreales, Nectriaceae.